AUGUCUGGGAUCAGCGGGUCUGUUGUGUCCGCGGGAGGCUCUGUCAUUGGAUGGUGUCGAUUUGCCGUGACGUCAAGCGUGUAAACGCUGAAGAACCCGUAUGUACUCGAAGCUCUCUGUCCGGUACACGGUGAAAACAUGUCGGGAAGGAGAGGGCUCAGCGGAGGAACUGCGUUUAUGAAAGGCACAGCCGAGACCUAAACAGCACGGUGAACAGCCGGGACGGACGGUGGCGUUUUAUGAGAGGUUAGAGCAACUGCCUGGGUCUGCGUUGCUAUUUCACAGAAGCGAGCCAGUCGGUAUCGAAUGGACGGAUAGAGACAGAGAACCGGGGCUUGACACGAAGAAGUAGCCUAACAGGCAGGCGGCCGAGCCGGGGGAGAGAGGAGAAACAGCGUGUGCGGGCUCAGAUCACGACGGAGCCGCUCCUAACCGGGGGAUGUUAUCUGUACUGUCUUAUGGCAGACUGGUAGCCAGGGCUGUCCUGGGCGGACUCUCUCAGACGGACAGUCGGGACUACAGCCUGAUUACCGCCAGUUAUGGCUUUGGUAAAGACUUUCGUAAGGGGAUCCUGAAGAAAGGGAUGUGCUAUGGGGAUGACGCCUGCUUCAUAGCGCGACACAGGACCGCCGAUGUGCUAGGUGUAGCAGAUGGCGUAGGUGGUUGGCGCGAUUAUGGUGUUGACCCAUCUCAGUUCUCUGCCACCUUAAUGAGAACCUGUGAGCGACUGGUGAAAGAGGGACGCUUCACUCCCAGUUAUCCAGUGGGCAUCCUGACCUCUGGCUACUACGAGCUCCUACAGAACAAAGUUCCCCUGCUAGGGAGCAGCACAGCCUGCAUCGUGGUUCUGGAUCGGCGGAGUCACCGGCUACACACGUGUAACCUUGGUGACUCGGGCUUCCUGGUGGUUCGGGGAGGGGAGGUGGUUCAUCGCUCGGAUGAGCAGCAGCAUUAUUUUAACACGCCCUUCCAGCUGUCCAUCGCUCCUCCAGGCGCCGAAGGGGUGGUGCUCAGUGACAGUCCCGAAGCAGCUGACAGCUCCUCCUUCGACGUGCAACUUGGUGACAUCAUUCUGACGGCGACCGACGGCCUCUUUGACAACAUGCCAGACUACAUGAUUCUCCAGGAGCUCAAGAAACUCAAGACUACAAACUACGACAGCAUCCUGCAGACUGCACAAAGCAUUGCAAAACAAGCUCACGACCUUGCCUACGACCCCAACUAUAUGUCUCCUUUUGCACAGUUUGCCUGUGACAAUGGCCUGAAUGUAAGAGGAGGGAAGCCAGAUGAUAUCACGGUGCUGCUGUCCAUUGUGGCUGAAUAUACAGACUAAAAGUGUGUGGGUGUGUGUGCGUGUGUUUCUCUGGGACUGAUCCUUCCUUCCCAUCUGCCCGAGUCUUCCACCUGCAGCCCUCCCAAAAACGCACACAGCACGCACUCCUUGCUGCAGGGGCCGACCUCCACCCGUGUGACAUUUUGUUUUCUUCCUCUGUUUAGUUUUGGUGCUUGUGUGGAUGAGGGGUAGCAGGCAGCUAGGACAUUUUCAUGUUGAUCAUGAUGCAGGAGGAGCCGAGCACAGUGGGUCAAGGGAUGCCUUUCAGGCUCUCAUGUCUCCUUGUGUGGCAUCAACACUUUUUAGGUGUUGUGACAGAGACAGUCUACAACAGUAUGGGUUAACUAAGGGUUUUAAAAUUUGGUAGCCCUUGUGUAUAAAAAAAAUUAUAUGAGGAGUAAGCCAUGGUUUUGGAUUGUUAGAGUAGUGAUAGAAUUGACUAAUCUGUCUCUUGUUCCAGGUAUUAAUCUGUUCCAUGUUGUUAACGUCUUUGAUCAAAGUAUAUAGAUGGACUGAGGAAGCUGAUGCUGGGAGUGGAUGGGUGUUAUUCGAGAGUGAAGUUAAGACUUGGGUUUGGCAAUGUUCAACUGUGGAAAAGCUAACUAGUAGUUUGCCCAGAUAAAUCUGUAAAGAAAAACCAUAACACUUGUCAGAGCUCACACAUGAAGGUUAAUUAAUUUUUGUCAUUUGGCUGAGGGAUCUGAUGUGCACACAUCCAGAUAAGUUGUAAAUAUUUCUGCGUUUUCAGGGCUACGUUCUGGCCUUUCUCUUGUCUUUGCUUUGUUUGUUAAAGCAAAGAGAUAUUUGGUUACUGUUGUGGAGGAUGUACACAUGCAUUCAUAAAUAUAUUUUUAAUGUAUAGAUGUUAAUCUUGAAGUGAGCUUUAUCAAUCCCACACUUCCACUCGCUGAAAUGAACAAGAUUUUUUUUUUUUUUUGCUGAGAUCGAUUGCUGCAGUUGUGUGGUAGGAAGGAUGUGAAGUGUGUGUGUGUGUGUGUGUGUGUGUGUGUGUGUGUGUGUGUGUGUGUGUGUGUGUGUGUGGAGUAUAGAUGUGGGAGGUUGUUGUGUGGUGUAUUCAAUGUUAAUAUUUGUUAUCUCACAAAGCUAAAGCUAGCAUCUGGGAAUGCUUACAAUUGCAAUGAUAGGUCAGGCACAGAUUUAAAUUGUUUUUUUUUUUAACAUUAUUUAGUUUUAAAAGUAAGCGUUUGAAGUGUCUGCUGACAUAAGUAUGAGUGAUGAAUGACAAAAAGAUCCAGCUAUCUUAAAAAAGAAUCAGAUGAGUUGUGUGUGUGUGAGUGAGUGUCAGAUUUGUUUUUAUUUCUCAGUACCUUACUUCCCUUUACAUUUGUUUGCUGCUUCUCUUUUGUAAUUCAGAUGUCUGUAUAUGACUUGACAUGAUUGUAAUGAGUGUAAGUGUAAGUGUGUUUGUGUGCUGGAUUUCAUCCACUUACAUUAAUCAAAGACAUCGAUAAUACUGUUCUGUUCGUGAUAGUCUGUCCCUCCCUCUAACAGCUCACCCAAGUGGUCUGGACAGUGUCUUUACAGUUUAAAAGCAGGUGCACCAAAGACACAUUUUCUUUGUGUAUGUCAUUAUGCUUUGUUGUUACAAACAUCAUACAGCAAUACUGUAAAUUCCAUGUGCUCUGAGUCUAGUGUGAUGGCAAGAAGUGUGGAAGGAAAUGUUCAAAGAGACAUUAAAAUGUCUUUUCUAUGCCUAAAAUUAUUUCAGAACAAAGGUUGUAUAAUAGUCUUGGUUUUAAAUUAUAUGUGACAGGUUCUGUAACAGAAUAUUAGACAGGUUUACCAAACCAAAGAAGGAAAGCCAUAUAUCAAUACAUGACUGGUGGAGACCAAUAUUGUCACUGUGUUGUUCUUUUAACUGUCAGUUGUACCAUUGAUGCCAUAGCUGAAUCCUCUGGUCCUGCUUGUGUCUUUCAUUAGAAAGCAGGAUUCUACAAACAAUUCAUGUGUGAUGGCUCAGCAGUGCAACAACAAAUGACCACAUUUUACAUCAAAAUAAAUUUGACUGGUGUUUCUUCUUCAUA
Molecule: messenger RNA, 3378 nt
Organism: Lates calcarifer (barramundi perch)
Lineage: Eukaryota; Metazoa; Chordata; Actinopteri; Centropomidae
Product: protein phosphatase PTC7 homolog
Exons: 6
Coding region: 440-1333 (297 amino acids)
Source: RefSeq, a predicted model, not a curated record